GAUGGAUCCGGACAAGGCUGAGACUUGGGAUAAGAUAAAAAAGCUGAGAGAGGAAAAGGGGUAUUGUUACGAAGACGAAGUGACUCUUAGUAAGAAGACACUCGGCGACAAAUAUGAGCCUCUGUUGGAGACUUUCUACAAGGAGCACAUUCAUGAGAACGACGAAAUUCGAUAUGUGCAAGACGGGAGUGGCUAUUUCGACAUACGGGACAAGAAUGAUCAGUGGAUACGGUUGGAGGUCACCAAGGGUUGCAUGCUUAUAGAGCCUGCAGGCCUCUACCACCGAUUCAGCAUGGAUUCCAAGGACUACAUAAAGGCAGGGCGCUUUUUCAUCGGAGUGUCUGUGUGGACGCCACACUAUAGACCUCAAGCAGAAACGCACCCUACACGUGUGGCCUACCUGAAAUCUCAACAGAAGCAAGCAUAAUUCAUUUUGUUGUUCGUACACUUUGAUAGAUCACCGACGGAAGGGUCUAUUGAAAAAUUUAUUAUUCAUUUCGUUUUAAUUGGUAGGGAAAUCUCUCCGGAAACGUGCAUUUAUUUUGUUCAAAAUGGCGUAGGCGUUCGUAUGCGACAAUGCAACUUGUUUUAAGAUUAAGAGCCACUGCAUACAGAAGGAUUAAAUUUUAGGGUCAUCAUUAAUGCACAUUAGGUACACAAUUACAAUUAGGUACAAUAUAUAUAU
Priapulus caudatus is the source of this 685-nucleotide messenger RNA. RefSeq names its product 1,2-dihydroxy-3-keto-5-methylthiopentene dioxygenase 3-like. NCBI's taxonomy places the organism in Eukaryota, Metazoa, Priapulida, Priapulimorpha, Priapulimorphida, Priapulidae. Gene Ontology annotation, biological process: L-methionine metabolic process. The record is from RefSeq and is a predicted model, not a curated record. The transcript is spliced from 3 exons. The coding region runs from base 2 to 427 and encodes 141 amino acids. Gene Ontology annotation, molecular function: acireductone dioxygenase [iron(II)-requiring] activity.